Protopolystoma xenopodis is the source of this 498-nucleotide messenger RNA. The record is from the annotation of a GenBank genome assembly. Lineage: Eukaryota; Metazoa; Platyhelminthes; Monogenea; Polystomatidea; Polystomatidae.
UCAACCAUGACUGCAAUGGCUUUCGAGAAUCUAACUAAACCUGACAGCCGACAAAGCAUAAUGUUCAUUAGUGGGCCCGGUGAAUUCGCAGGUCUUCUUGGUCUUAUCACUGGGGAGCCAAAUAUUUAUUCGCUACAAGCGGUCGGCGAAACUUUGGUCGCGGUCAUGCCGAGGGAGCAUUUUUAUGCCUUGGUGCGUGGCUACCCAGGUGCUCUUUUUAGCAUCAGCCAUCUGAUGACAGAGCGAAUGUCGCCCUUUCUUCGGCAAGUCGAUUUCGCCCUCGAAUGGCUCACUGUCAAAGCUGGCAGAGCCUUAUAUAAACGUGGCGAGGCAUCUGAUAAUGUAUAUGUAGUACUCAACGGCCGUCUUAGACAGAUUAAUUUUCUUUCAAAUGGAGAACGACGGAUCGUUGGUGAGCUCGGCCGAGGUGAUCUAGUUGGAUUUCUCGAGGUCUUUAGCGCUCAGCCGCGUGCGCACACUGUCAUUGCUAUUCGGUGA